AUUACUAUGUGUCUGCGAAGGAAGGAAGGACUGGCAGCUUAGAAAAUAAACAAAAGACGAGCUCAGAUUGCUAAAUGUUUUUGAGGUUAACUAAACUCUUUUAACUACGCUUUUGCGGUCUUUAGGUUGAUCUAUCAGCAAGGGCUGUCCGGCCAUGAAUCCCAAUCUAUCGCUGCGAGUGAGCGUCUUCUCCGAACAAGGAGGCAGGAAAUACAUGGAGGAUUUAACGGAGGUGAUCGUGGAGCUGGAACCCAGCGACGAUGAGCUGCGUGCGGCCGGGCACACCGAUCCAAAGCCGGACCAAGAGCCAGUCUCUGAAAGCGACCCGCCGGGCUGCACAAACAAGCCAUUACCCGUCAUGGUAACGUGGAGAAACACGUUGUCCGCCGACGAGAGUGACGGUACCGAGGAGCCCGGGACUCAGCCGGCGGCAGCGGACAGCAGGAGAUCGGUCGCGUUCUUCGCCGUGUUUGACGGCCACGGAGGUCGAGAGGCUGCGCUGUUCGCUCGAGAUCAUCUCUGGGAUUUUCUCAAGAAGCAGCGGGGCUUUUGGUCGAAGGAUUACCGGAAAGUUUGUGCCGCAAUUCGCAAGGGUUUCAUCGCAUGCCAUCAUGCAAUGUGGAAAAAGCUUCCUGAAUGGCCAAAGACGUUAACUGGCCUCCCCAGUACUUCGGGCACUACAGCCAGUGUGGUGGUCAUCAGAGGGGACCGCAUGUUUGUGGCUCAUGUCGGGGACUCGUCUGUCGUGUUGGGUGUGAGGGAAGAUCCCUCUGAUAAAGUCAUCAAAGCUGUGGAGGUCACACAAGACCACAAACCCGAACUCCCGAAAGAGAAGCAGAGAAUUGAGGGACUGGGUGGCAGUGUGGUGAAGAAAUCUGGUGUGAACCGUGUGGUGUGGAAGAGGCCUAGGCUAACUCACAACGGCCCGGUCAGAAGGAGCACCCCGAUCGAUCAGAUCCCCUUCCUCGCUGUUGCCAGAGCUCUGGGUGAUCUAUGGAGUUAUGACUUCUACAGCGGAGAGUUUGUAGUGUCUCCUGAUCCUGACACCAGUGUGGUGACCCUUGACCCUAAACGGCAUCGUUACAUCAUUGUUGGCAGUGACGGCCUUUGGAACAUGGUGCCACCACAGGAGGCAGUGACUGUGUGCCAGAGCCAUGAUGAAGCUGUGGCACCUUUCGGGAUGUCGGUUGCUCGUCGGUUAGGGUGCCAUGCAUUGAUGCGAUGGCGUCAGCGGAUGCUCCGUGCAGACAACACCAGCGUCAUAGUUAUUGCCCUUCCUGAGCCUGGCAAACCCCACCUACCUAUGCACAGAGACGAGGUCAUACUCAGCCUGGCAGAGGGCUCGCACUGUGACCACGCGAUAGGGUCCCGCUCCAUCACGCCACUCAUCAAGACCCCGGAUCCAGACCUGUCCUCAGGCAGCAGUGAGUCUUUGCCGGCGCUGGAGAGGAGGAACGGUCUGUCGGGAGUGAGUCUGAGCGCAGAACCUCCGUUAGAGGAAAACCUGACUUACACUGAGCUCACAGACAAAGCUGCCUUGACUGUGUGCCCCAGCGAGGGCAACCAGACCCCAGAGACUCCCCUGUCCUCACCGGAUGUGUCAAGUCCAGUGGGGAAGAGGCCCAGGCGGAGCCCCCUCACCCCGAGCAGCUCCCGCCGGAGGACUGGUGAACGCACCGUACCCAAACGCAACACCAGCAGGACUCCCAAACGGACCCCCAGCGUCCCUAUACUACAGCACCGCAAAGCAACCCUCUGUGUCUGCUGAACUCCAAAAGACCGACAAAGAUCCUGGUUUCUGAUGUUCUGCAUGGUCUCAAGAAUAAAUAACCGCUAUUGUUUGUGUCCAUGUUUUGACUAUGUGCCACGGUUUCUGUUUAUAAUGUAGGAUUUGAUUUCCUGUGUUAUCAUCGUGUUUUUUUCUUUCCUUUAAUUUUAAGGGUGUGAAUGUGAGAGUAAAAAGAAAAUCUCAUUUUUAGCAAUCGGAUUUAUAGUGUAUUUUACAUUUAAAAAAA
Messenger RNA from Sinocyclocheilus rhinocerous, 2015 nucleotides. RefSeq names its product protein phosphatase 1D-like. Gene Ontology annotation, biological process: protein dephosphorylation. The record is from RefSeq and is a predicted model, not a curated record. NCBI's taxonomy places the organism in Eukaryota, Metazoa, Chordata, Actinopteri, Cypriniformes, Cyprinidae. The transcript is spliced from 6 exons. The coding region runs from base 155 to 1768 and encodes 537 amino acids. Gene Ontology annotation, molecular function: cation binding; protein serine/threonine phosphatase activity.